Molecule: messenger RNA, 3386 nt
Organism: Effrenium voratum
Lineage: Eukaryota; Dinophyceae; Suessiales; Symbiodiniaceae
Source: the annotation of a GenBank genome assembly
AUGAUGGGCAUGCUUGUUAUUUUCAGCGUCCCAUCGAUGACUUUCGGCCUCUACAAGCAAGCUCUUCAGUCCGUCCUUGAGCUGACCGUGGAAGAGGCGGGCGAUAUCGCGAGCUAUGGCCUCAUUGGCGGCAUGGUGCUGGGCUUCGUUCCAGGACUGGUCUAUGACCGCUUCGGCUAUGUGGUCACGCUGGUGCUGGGCGGCUUCAUGAGCUCAGGCGGAGCGUUCUUGUGGUACUAUCAGCUUUGUGGUGGCCAGCGCCCGAGCUGGCUGGGUCUGGCACUGGCGCUGAUGCUGACCUGCCACGGCACCAGGUUCCAGUACUUCGCUGGGAUUUGCGCCUCCUUGGGCGCGUUCCCAGCGCGGCUGUCCGGCUCCAUGUCUGCGGCCAUGGCUGUGCUGGUUUCGGUGGGCUACAUCAUCCUCCCGCAGCUUUGGACCAGCUUCUUUCUGCCGGAGGCAGGGGAUACGAGCGCGUGGAAUGCGAAUGGCACGCUGAAAACCCUCGAGCCGGUUGCUCACUUCUGGCGUCUUUUGUCCGGCAUCUACUUCUGCACCACAUUGGCCGGCUUGAGCGUCGCUCGGCUCCUGCCGCACCCGAAGAAAUCAUCAGUCGCCGAGAGUUUGGGCUCCAAGCUGGCACGCGGGGCGAAUCUGGAAGCCAUCGUGUUGCUCCUCAUGGUAGCGAUGUCACUGGCCUUUACCUACGUCUUCAUGGUCAACGGCUUCGGCAGUGCCUCGAGCAUUGCCCAAGCUGGAGCCGCCGAGCGCGGCAAGAUCAUCAAGCAGAUGGGCAUGAUCGGGAUGCUGGGGCGCAUGAUCCACGGCAGCUUGGCCGACGUUUUGAAGCGAGGCCCAGCAGGCAAGGCCGGCACCUACAUUUCAUACUGCGUCGGCAUCUGCUCGGCGACGAGCGGCUUCAUUCUGAUGCGCGCAGGAAUGCAGGACAUUACUGGGACCCUGCCCAGCGUCUGGGAGAACGCCAGUUACCUCAUCGCCUUUGGCUUUGGUGGUCUCUUUGCGCUCUUCCCCGCCUCGGCCAGGACAGUCUUCGGCGCUGCCAACACCAGCUUCUGGCUGGGCAUCCUCUUCUGCAUGCUGGGCCUCCUCAACUUUGGCUACGCGAGGUUGGGUGCGAGCUACCAUUGGGGCGCAGAGUACUACGGCAUCGCGGCGGCGUCUUCGGCGACCUUCGUCAUCCUCCUCUUCGCGAUGGUCGCGAAGACCUGGGGCACGGCCGCGGCCUGGGCCAAAGUCUACGCCCAAGAGCGAGCGCGCAGCCAGAAGCCAGGAGAAGCGGGGUGUGGCAAAAGAUACAGCAUCAUAUCCAAGAAGCAGGAGAAGAAGGACCAGAAGAAGAGCAAAGAGAGCAAAGAGAAAGCCGGCGAGAGCUCGGAGCAGAAAAAGGAAGACGCCAGGAACGACAAGCACAAGAUUGAGGAGAUCAAUAUUCACAGCGCGUAUUUGACCUCAAUGCUGAUGGAGCAUACUGUGCCCAUCGAUCAUCCUGUGAUGACCCCCUGCAAGCUGGGGCUGAAAUUCUGGAACACGACUUUGGAGGCGGAGGGGUGGGACCUCCAGUCCUCCAAGGACAAAGACGCGGGGAAGGUCCGCUGGAACCGCUGGCACUACCGCGCAGGAACACACUACAUCUUUUGUGACGACAAUCACCACGACCUGAUUCUGCAUUGCCUCGCCCCGAGUGGAUGCAUCUUCCUGGGGGGCGGGGACAGCUGCAAGAAGGAGCUGAUCAAGAUGCUCAUCAACGGAGAGCCAGUGGUUUGCCUCAACAACACUGGCAGACUCGCGCAGGACUUUGUAAGAUGUCACGAGUUCCUCUGUGGCAAGCUCUUCAAGUUCCACCCCAACGAUCAGGAUCUUCCGAAGAGCCCGGAGGUGUCAAGUUGGCGGAAAGCCCUGCAGGGCUCCUUUUUUGGGUCGGCCCAAGAUGAGAGCGAGGAGACGCCCGAACGGCUGACGGAGGCUUCGCUGGCUCAUUUCCAGAAGAGGAAGUCCUCCUUGACUCAGAUCAUGGAUGAAGGCACCAAGAAGGAGCCUAAGAGCAUGAAGGCUCGAGCCGACUACAUGCGAUCCACCCCGACUCGGUCCUCCAUGUUCCGCCACGCCAUCCACGACUCAGAUCUCGGUGUGAUGAGUCGGAGUAAGCUCGUGGACGAUCUGAAGGAUCAGUUGAACAAGGUGGAGAUGUUCACGAAGCCGGAGAUCUGCGAGUUGUUCUUGACCUACCUGCGCCGGGGCCUGCAGAUCACCAAGCUCUGCGUCAUCAUGGACCCGCUGAAUCCAAAGGAGUGCUCUGGAGGGCAUACGGAGGACAAGCUGUCCAUGUGCCUCAGCAACUUUGUGAUCUUAGCCAGCAACGACACCUCGGACUUCGCGGAUGUGGAGGCGGUGAAGGCGGCCAGCGAGCUGCGUGCGCAGCUACUGGCCACCGCGGUGGUGGAACUGCGCUACGCCGUGGCAUUGACCUACUUGCUGAUGGUUCUGAACAUGUUCUCGUUGCUCCUGGCGCUGGUGCGAAACAGCACGGCUGACUACUACAUGAUGUUCCUGCCGGAGCCCCUGAAGCGCUGGGGCCUGCCCGCGGUAUCUGCCACCUCCACCUUCAUCUCGGGGCUUAUGGCCAGGUUUCGCUUCACGCUGCGGUGGAGCAAGGCGCAGGCCGCCGCGGCGCAGCUGGAGGCGGAGAUCUGGAAGUUCCGGACGCGGGUGGCGGAUUAUGUGGUUGUGGGCGCGAGUAACUUCGGCCAGGACGAAGACUCUGGCCCCUCGCAACAAAAUCCCCAGAUCUUCACGCGCGAGCGGAAGCAGGACGAAACUCGGGCUCUCUUCCGCUCGAAUGUGAACAACAUCUUCAACUCCGCGAUGGAGGAGAUGGGGACCAGUUCGCUGCACAACGGGGGCUCCGACAAACUGCCGAAGCGCGAGAAAGCCCCCAGGCGCUGCUGCCGCCGCAAGACCAAACACGAGAGCGAACAAACCGCCAACUCCAGCUCAGCCGCGCCUCCUCAGUCUGACUUGACGGAGUACGGCCACCUUGGCAUCGACGAGUACUACAAGCAGAGGACAAUGGAAGUGCUUCACAGGAUGAAGAAGCAGGCGCGGCUGCUCACCUUCCAGCAGGGCAUGCUCGAAAGUUUCGUUUUGCUCUUCGGUACGUUGGGCGUGUUGCUCGCCACCUUCGACCAGACGGAGCUGGCCAUGAUCUGCGUGUCCCUGGCGGCCAGUCUGCAGUCCUUGGAGAAGUUUCACGCGCUCAGCACCCGCUUGGACGCGGCCAACGCUGGUGAGCGCGACAUGAUUUGUGCCUGGCAAGACUGGAGCGCUAUGGAGCCGAUGCAGCGCCGGUUCCAGAACAACGUCAACAG